Myxocyprinus asiaticus (Chinese sucker) is the source of this 3398-nucleotide messenger RNA. RefSeq names its product C-C chemokine receptor type 6-like. Lineage: Eukaryota; Metazoa; Chordata; Actinopteri; Cypriniformes; Catostomidae. Gene Ontology annotation, molecular function: chemokine receptor activity. Bases 450 to 1577 code for a protein of 375 amino acids. Gene Ontology annotation, cellular component: membrane. The record is from RefSeq and is a predicted model, not a curated record. Gene Ontology annotation, biological process: G protein-coupled receptor signaling pathway; chemotaxis; immune response. The transcript is spliced from 2 exons.
GUGCAUUGAGAAAUACAGAGCAAUAGAUUUAGAGUCACUUUUAGAGUACUUUUCAAUAGAGUUAGAGUGUUUUAGGCAUCAUAGAGAAAUUAGUCUUGUGAACUGCAAUGAGGACUCUUUGAACCAUGUAUAAACAGCAUAGCAGAAAUCAAUUUUCUAUUGGCUGGCUCUGUUAAAGGCGUAACAUUAACCUUUUCAUAUGAAACCAGCUACUGAGGUAGACAUGUGUCAGGCAACUUUGAUGGUCUCAUAGACACACCUACACCAUGCUUUUAUACAACACUCUUUAAGCAGCAGUGAAACACUUCCUUCUGGUAUACAGGUUGAAUAUUUUCAUUCUUAUUGUGUAGCAGUGCCCUACCCAAUCUGUCUUUCCUAAUCUGAAGCUUGGUUUUCUCACACUGCAUUCCAGAAGAAUAGUUUGUUUCAAGACCGUGUCAAAAGGAAAAAUGAAUCCAUUUGAUUAUAACUACACUGAAGAAGAAUUACUAGCUGCGUAUGGAGAAAUUGAGGAGCCGUGUUCUGUGAAUCACAGAAAAAACAUUGAGAACUUCCUCCAGUUAUUCGUUCACCCCAUCAUUUGCAUUGUUGGUUUUAUUGGCAACACCUUGGUGAUUUUGACGUACGCUCUCUACAAGCGAACCAAGUCCAUGACGGAUGUGUACCUGUUGAACGUGGCAAUAGCUGACAUCCUGUUUGUGGUGGCUCUGCCUUUGAUCAUCUAUAGUGAACAGCAUGACUGGGCAAUGGGUAACUGGUCCUGCAAGCUUCUGCAUGGUGUCUACAGCGUCAACUUGUAUAGUGGCAUGUUGCUCCUAGCUUGCAUUAGUGGAGACCGCUACUUCGCCAUUGUGCAGGCCCGCAGGUCGUUCCGGCUGCGUUCUAGCACCCUGCUUUACAGCCGUCUCGUCUGCGUAGCUGUCUGGUUACUGGCCUUGGUCCUGUCCCUUCCCACCUUCGUGUUUUAUGAACGUUAUCAGCCCGGCCCUGUUGAAUCCAGCCUAUAUAACAGCACCCAGGACAGCAAUACCCCAUAUGAGUGCUUUUUCCGAUUUCAUUCGAACGAAACAGCACGCAUGAUGAAAACCAUGGUGCCAAGCUCUCAGGUAGCAGUGGGUUUCUGCUUACCAUUGCUGAUCAUGGGUUUCUGCUACUCCAGUGUCAUCGUCACCCUACUUCGAGCCAAGAACUUUCAAAGACACAAAGCAGUGCGUGUGGUCCUCACUGUGGUGCUUGUGUUUGUGGCCUGCCACAUGCCUUACAAUAUAGCACUGUUAUAUUACACCAUCAACAUUUUCAGUGAGCAGGAAUGCAGCCAUGAGGAAGCCGUAGAGUUGACCAUGAUCAUCACGAAAAGUCUGGCCUACGUGCACUCUUGUCUCAACCCCUUGCUGUAUGCCUUCAUCGGGGUGAACUUCAGAAACCAUUUCCAAAAGAUCUUACGGGACAUCUGGUGCUUGGGGAAGAAUUACAUGUCAGCACGGCGGUCCUCACGUGUUACCACUGAAAUGUACAUUUCUUCACGGCGGUCUGUAGAUGGCUCAACUAAUGACAAUGGCACUUCGUUUACAAUGUAAUAGGCCGCUGGAUAAGACAAGCAUCACAUUUUGGCUAUGUCCGAAACAGAUACCCUUGCUGCCCAGUCAGUAAGGCUUCUAAAGCACCAUAACAUCAUGUCUAAUGAUCUGGAACAAAUGCAGGUGAUCUUUAGAUAUUACCAAAUAAAUAUGUAAUGACUAGAAUUCAAUAGAAAUUUAAUCAUGCAAGGUAAAAAAUGAUUUUUAUUAUUUCCACCAACUGCCAGACUGCAUGCACAGAACUGGACACAUUUAAGCAGCCUUCAAAAAUCGGCCACAUGAUGUUUGGACGUGCCUUGAUGCCUUUCUACCUCUGCUUAUUACCUACGAAGGAGGCAUUGUUUAGGUUUUGGACACAGCUUUUGUUACUGCAUUUGGGUUCAGUGUCCAGAGAACUUUUUUGCAAAAAUGAAGGACUUUAAUAUAUUUGACUAUGAGAAAUGAAACCUAUAGACCUACAGUAGCGCCAUCUUUGAUUCUAGACGGGAAUGAAAAUGAGGCUUUGAGGGACUUAAUUAAGACUCAAUUAAAUGCACUGUAUAAAGCUAUCAAAAGCUCCUAGAUCACAUCUAAUUUUCAAUAACUCAUGUUGUCUGGACUCUAUAGUCUAUGAUUUCUUGGAAUUAUAUUUUUGCCAUUUCUCAUCAGCAGAAUGAUCCAAAAACACUUUAAACAACUUUACAACCCAUUGAAGAGACAGUACAUCUAUACCUCACAGCCUCGUUAUUAUUCUCGUCAAAAUCAAAGAUGCCGCUGCUGUGAAUAAGGUCUAUUACAUUGAUAAACUAAACAAAAUGUGUAAACACCAGAGAACAAACUGUAUACUGACCAUUUUUAACUAUGAACUUUGUGAUCAUUCUUUGUUUGCAAUGUGUAAAAUUAUGUAAAAGGCAGGCUAUAAGUCUCUGUAUAGGAAUUCAUUUUGCAAUGGAAGUGCACAGUAUGUAGUACUAAUGCAGAGUCUCCUUUUCUUUGUGUACUUUUUAAUUGUUGUAUAUAGAAUUUUCAUAUUUCAUUUUUCUAAUAAAUAAGGCUGAAUAAUACAAAAAAAGCAAAUGGUGAAAUUAGAACCAGUGCUGCUGCUUAUGUAAUUUCCCAUGCCCAGUUGAAUCAGUGGAGUCUGCUGAGACCAUUAUGUAAUACCACAUUUUUUAACACCCUAAAGGUUUAAGCCUGUGCUGCAAUAAUACAUGACUAAUUUGAUUUCUGACCUGGUUAACAUUCCACAAUAAUUUUGGCAUGGAUGUUUUGACACUCUUCACAAAGGUUUUCAAUGUUGUUGUUACUACUUGAGGUCCAACAUACAUAAAUCUUGCAAAGAAUGUCAUUGCCAUUGAGACAAUACUUAUUUUUGAUGUGAAUUCAUUUUUCAAAGCCAUUUUAAAUAACAGUCCAGUCCUAGUCUACAAAAAUUAUCAUGUUUAUUGGGGUGCAGGGUGUGCCCCUGCUAAAAAAAAAUAUCUGAAUCUUAAAUCAUCUUUGAAAUUAAAUGAAUUUUAAGUAUUUUUAAAUUGCAAAACAUACACUCACUGAGCACCUUAUUAAGAACAACGUCUUGUUAAUGAGAGAGGUCCACAGAGAAUGGCCAGACUGGUUCGAGCUGACAGAAAGGCUACAGUAACUCACAUAACCACUCUGUACAAUUGUAGUGAGCAGAAUAGCAUCUCAGAAUGCACAACAUAUCGAACCUUGAGGCGAAUGGGCUACAACAGCAGAAGACCACGUCUGGCACUUUAUUAGGACCAUAGUGUUCCUAAUAAAGUGCUCAGUGAGUUUAAUUUUUUUAAAUAUUGUGUUUUACAUAAAUUAUAUAAAAUAGCU